AACCAGAUCGACGAUUCUUUCGUGCUCGGUGCAGAGUCUCGAAUUCCAGUACACCUUGGAGAAGUCAAACUCGAAGAUAACUUAUCGCAACUGAUCGAAGAAACUCGCGUGCAAAUGUUGAAGGAAAAGUAAUUUCAAACAGAUUUGUUGUAUUGGUUGCAUACUCGGAAUUUCCUACAUCUGUCAGUUGAUUUGACAACCAGACGUGCAGUCGCUUUUGUGUUUAUGUUUGAUUGGAGAGGAAGAGUUGAGAGCAGAUAUUGUGGAAAAUGUGGAAGGCCGCAGCAGGAACACAGAUGAAUCUGAGCAAUCAGCAACAACAAGAGGAGGAUGACGACGAUUGGGAGACCGAUCCGGAUUUCGUGAACGAUGUGAGCGAGCAGGAGCAGAGAUGGGGUUCAACAACGAUAGAGGGUUCUGGCAGGACCGCUGGUGCCAUAGACAUGAACAAGCUGAGGAAGGAGACAGAGGAAUCUGACUCAAUUAAGAAGAAGAAGGCUCUGAGUGAGGGCCCGAACGCUUCGUUUGGCUACGGCGGAAAGUUUGGUGUAGAGAAGGAUCGUAUGGAUAAGUCGGCGUUGGGGCACGAUCACGUCGAGAAGUUGCAGAAACAUGCAAGUCAAAAGGAUUACAGCACCGGAUUUGGUGGUAAAUUCGGCGUGCAGACGGAUCGCGUUGAUAAGAGCGCUGUCAGUUGGGAUCACAAGGAGAAGCUGGAGAAGCACGCCUCGCAGAAGGACUAUGCGACCGGAUUCGGUGGGAAGUUUGGUGUUCAAUCUGAUAGACAGGACAAGUCUGCAAUGGGUUGGGAUCACUUGGAGAAAGUGGACAAGCAUGAGUCACAAAAGGAUUAUAGCGUAGGAUUUGGUGGAAAGUUCGGUGUGCAGGCAGACAGGCAAGAUAAGUCCGCAGUGGGAUGGGAUCAUCACGAGGCGCCGCAGAAGCACGAGAGCCAAACCGAUCACAAGAUCGGUUUCGGAGGAAAGUUUGGAGUGCAGACGGAUCGGAUGGACAAGUCUGCGGUGAACUUUGGCGAUGAACCGGAUAAGGUGGGCACCACCUACGACAAGGUUAAGCCGGACAUUGGAUCCGCCAAGCCGUCGGAGAUGAGGGCCAAAUUCGAGACGAUGAGCUCUCAAGAGGACGGUUGCAGUAAAAAACCAGCGUCGGUGACGAGCAGUCCGGCUCCUCGCAAGAACUUGCACGCCAAAGCAGCGAUGUUCGUGAACAAACCGGAUGCUGAAACAGCAUCCCCUGUACCUGAAAGGGCGGCACCCAAGCAACUGGACCAAUCGAAGAUUGCAUUCUUGCAACAGCAAAAUUUGGAGCAGACGUCGACAUCGACGACGACGACGACUAGUGGCGUGAACAAAACGCCCGGACAAUUGGACAAAUCCAAAUUGAGCCAAUUCAACGACAUGCAAAGCAACGAAUCAGCAGCGUCCCUACACACCACUACCACUACCAAUGAGAACACCGUAUCAGUCGCCGCCUCGAAGAUCAAGGAGGAAAUGGAACAAAUAAGACAGCUGCAGAAAAUGCAGGAACCGGACGACGAUGAACCGGAGAUCGAGGAGAUUUACGAGAAUAUUAAUGUUCCGGCCGAGAGUAAGAACGAAGUUGUCGACGAACCGAUUGCUGCUGCCGUUGCUGCUCCUCCGUCUGCAGCUGCCGAAGUCCUACAGGAGGAGGAAAUCGUGGAUACGGGAAUAACGGCCGUUGCUCUGUACGAUUAUCAGGCAGGCGCCGAAGAUGAGAUCUCCUUUGACCCAGAGGACAUCAUCACUCACGUCGAAAUGAUCGACGAGGGAUGGUGGAGGGGCAUGUGCAAAGGACGUUACGGACUCUUCCCGGCAAACUACGUGCAGAAACAAGAUACUAAAUAACAUAUUUUAUACAUACAUAUAUAUCUAUAUUUAUACUGCGUAUAUUUUAUAUUCACUUUUAUUUUGUCGGGCAAACUCAAAGCCCCAAUUUUAUUAUCAUGUACUUAACGUUUUACGACGCUUUGAUUUUAUUUUUCAGGUGUAAUUAAAUAUAGGAACUAAUUGAUGAAUUA
Messenger RNA from Nicrophorus vespilloides, 2059 nucleotides. Its product is annotated as src substrate cortactin. The transcript has 9 exons. Gene Ontology annotation, molecular function: actin filament binding. The record is from RefSeq and is a predicted model, not a curated record. Gene Ontology annotation, biological process: regulation of actin filament polymerization. Gene Ontology annotation, cellular component: plasma membrane; site of polarized growth; cortical actin cytoskeleton. NCBI's taxonomy places the organism in Eukaryota, Metazoa, Arthropoda, Insecta, Coleoptera, Silphidae. The coding region runs from base 270 to 1886 and encodes 538 amino acids.